Molecule: messenger RNA, 960 nt
Organism: Protopolystoma xenopodis
Lineage: Eukaryota; Metazoa; Platyhelminthes; Monogenea; Polystomatidea; Polystomatidae
Source: the annotation of a GenBank genome assembly
AUGGGCCGAGGUCUGCGCAGUCUGCUCUCGGAGGCGAACUCGCGUCCGCCAAUCCGGCCCGCCGCCUCCACCUCGCAGACCGGCUGUCGAGGCGAGGCGACCCCGUCGGCGGGAGCCACGACCGCCAGCGUCGCCGGCCUCGAACCGAGGGGCCUACAAGUGCUGGCGCCCAACAAGUUCCUGCUCGGUCGAGUCGCCUCCAACGACGACAUUUGCAUUCGCACCGAGACUCCAUUUGCCUUUUCCAUCGCCUCCACCGGCCACGACAUUUGCAUCACCAAAGUGGCUUCUGCCGACGACCUGAACCCGGCCACCGGCUCCGACACCACCUCGGCCGGGGUACGUACCGGCAUUCCCGUCUCGUUGCGGCUCACCUUCGACUCGGCGCCUUGCGUCAACCAUCAACUCGCCGCUGCAGCCUCCGGCCGGCCGCCGGGUCUCGGACGUCUCGGACAGAUCCGUUGCCAUGACGGCGACGCAGCUGCUGGCCGACCACGGGCCGGUUGCUAUCGGACCAUCUACCAUGUCGACAUGCCGUCGGCGCCGAGUCUGUCGAACCGAGGCGCCGGGGAGUCGAGCUCCGGCGCUCUAGUGCCGCCCCAGACCGACGGUCCGGUGCGCACCAGACCGAGACGAAUGUUCGGCGGCGACGGCCUGCGCUACAGCAUGCCCUGUAUCUCGUAUCGGGCCGACCCUCCCCCCGCGAUGCCGAUUCACAUGCCGCCCGCCUAUGCCGGCGGUUGUCUACUCGGCCUGGCCAGGCGACAGACGCAGGCCAACUGUACCCCCGGGGCCGGGGGCAGUGGUGGCUGCAACGGGAUUGGCAGCGGCCUCGGUGCCACUCGAGUUGGCACCGGCGAGUCUACCGGAGGGGACAACACAUCACCGGCGGCAGCCAACACGACGAGUGCAAUUGAAACUCCCCAACUCAUCUCGAGCGAAUUGCACGCGCUGCUCUCC